AUGGCUUCUAGAAGGCUUACAUCUGCAGGCAUGUGCAAACCGCACCCCCCGCGUCAACGGAGCAAGUUGGAUGCCGCCGCCAGGCCUAUCCUCGCACGCGGUCAUAGCAGCACACUUGUUCUCCCUCUUCGCUUUCUUCUCUGUACCCUUUUUUUCCAUGGCUCCGAUCCGGCGGCUUCAACGAUCACGAGAUUGCCUACUGCCAUCUCUCUCAGGGAGCACGACGCGAUCGCCAAGAGCAAGGGCGACGGCGAGGCCCUGACCUGGGAGGACCUGGCGGGCAUGAAGUUCACGUGGCGCGCCGCGCAGGAGAUGCUCCGCCUGGUGCCCCCGAUCUUCGGCACCUUCAGGAGAGCCACCAAAGACAUCGAGUUCAACGGCUACGUCAUCCCCAAAGGGUGGCAGGUGAUGUGGGCGGCGGCCGCGACGCACAUGGACGGGAGCCUCUUCCCCGAGCCGGCCAAGUUCAACCCGUCCCGGUUCGAGAACCCGUCGGCGCCGCCUUGCUCGUUCGUCGCCUUCGGCGCCGGUCCCAAGAUCUGCGUCGGCAUGGAGUUCGCCAGGGUCGAGACGCUGGUGGCGAUUCAUUACCUGGUGAGGCGCUUCAGGUGGAAGCUCUGCUGCAAGGAGAACACCUUCGUCAGGAACAUCCAGCCGACGCCGCUGCACGGCCUGCCGAUACAACUUGAGCAAAAGGCAGCAUCGCCAUGAUCAUAUACAUACACGAUCGAUCGUGAAGAGAUAAUAAUAUACUACGACUUCAAAGAUAGUAAUAUAAAUAUACUCCUCGACGCUGUGAGCCAUCCGAUCAGGGUUGGACGUUAGUGUUGUGGCCUUGGUGUCUAGAAAUUGUAAUAAAGUGGCCCAUGCUCUUGCCACUUUGGGGCGUAUAUGUCCUCAAAAAUAGGAAUGCAAAUUGGUGAUUCUUAGACCUCUAA
Panicum virgatum (switchgrass) is the source of this 938-nucleotide messenger RNA. Its product is annotated as beta-amyrin 28-monooxygenase-like. Bases 1 to 711 code for a protein of 236 amino acids. Gene Ontology annotation, molecular function: monooxygenase activity; heme binding; oxidoreductase activity, acting on paired donors, with incorporation or reduction of molecular oxygen. Gene Ontology annotation, biological process: sterol metabolic process. The transcript is spliced from 2 exons. NCBI's taxonomy places the organism in Eukaryota, Viridiplantae, Streptophyta, Magnoliopsida, Poales, Poaceae. The record is from RefSeq and is a predicted model, not a curated record.